Messenger RNA from Verticillium alfalfae VaMs.102, 126 nucleotides. RefSeq lists its product as hypothetical. The record is from RefSeq and is a predicted model, not a curated record. Lineage: Eukaryota; Fungi; Ascomycota; Sordariomycetes; Glomerellales; Plectosphaerellaceae. The coding region runs from base 1 to 126 and encodes 41 amino acids. The transcript has a single exon.
AUGCCCUUCUUCUACAACAAGUCCGUCGGCGGCCGCCGCUUUGGUACCAGCAUCCAGGCCGACCGUCACGGUGUGCGUCGCGGCCCCUGGCGCUUCCGCAUCGGUCGUUUCAACUGCUUCAAAUAG